Molecule: messenger RNA, 2054 nt
Organism: Bursaphelenchus okinawaensis
Lineage: Eukaryota; Metazoa; Nematoda; Chromadorea; Rhabditida; Aphelenchoididae
Source: the annotation of a GenBank genome assembly
AUGGAGGAUGUUUGUUCGUUGGCUAUGGUAAGCAAAUACUUUUACAAGCAGGUCGACAAGGAUUUUAAACGACUAUGUUAUAAUCAUGUUGUGUACCGACUCAAAGGCGAAACAUGGGCAUACGCUUUCUUGAAGUAAGUCUACGUUGGGUAGGGUAGAGUUGAAUAGGAUGGGGUAGUAUAGAGUAGAGUAAAAGGGCCGAAAAAUUAAGCUCUGCCCUUUUACAAGCCAUGCCCUACUCUAAUUCCCAGGGUUGAAAAAGUCAGUCUAUAACAACUUCCAAUGACACUUGAUACUUUCAGCUUCGGAGCUCGUGCGUACAAUUCUGUAUGUAAUAAUAAAAAUGUUUACGAUGACAACGCCCUUUGUUGUCCGUUUACAGGAAAAAUUGCAAUAUAUUUGAGGCGUGGCUACGUUUUGAUGACGAAUAUUGACUUUGGUCUUAACGAAUUUACCAUUCUCGACUUUACUUCAUACACAACCCAUAUCAUGUUCGUAAGCAUAGUCAAUAAAGGCGAAGAACUUUUGGUUCGUGCUCGAUAUAUUGUAGUAGUAUACAAUCUGCAUGCGAGCAAAGUGACACAUGUGUUGACUGGAGAAAGAAGUCUCGAGUUUUAUAUGCUACAAGCUGGUGGUAUUGUCGAUUAUUACACCAAAAAAGAGUUUCGAAUUAACGCGGCGAUUUCGUUUUUCGAAAUUCACUAUAUCAACAGGUAUGACAAGGUUAAAUACAUUGUAGUACGUACAACAAACGAUCAACUUGUUGUAAUUGACAAUGUGACAGACGAAAGGCAGGUAAUCUGCAGAUGGAGAGACAAAAUGAAUGUUUAUGUUAUCAACGAAAACGACUCUGUCGUGAUCUUGGGCUCCAGGGGUAAGUUGGCUAGAUUUAUAGUUUACGUGUCCCUUUUAGCUAUAGCUCCAUACCUAGUUUUAGCUCUAGCCUUAGCCCUCAGCUUAGCCCUAUCUCUACCUUUCGCUGUAGUCUUAGCUCAAGCUCUACCAUAGCUCUAGCUCUCAACAACUAGUUAUAUACCCUUACCCAAUAUCAUUCACAAUAACGAAUAUUCAACUUAAGCUCAUAAUCAAGGAUGUCAAGUGUACUGUCUUAGAAGGAGAAGAUUUGUGUUUGAUCAAGUCAAUGAUGACCAGUGGUUUCUAUUCAAUUCCACCACGCUUUUUAAGCCAGCGGAUAUGACGGUAAGGACAUUAAGAUUUAAUGAUUCUACGGUUGUCGUAACAAAUUAGGAACACAGAGCGAGGGGAGGGUAGAAUCUUAUAAAAAAAUGUAAUACAGCUUGUAACAAGCCUUACAGUAUCUUUACAUUUUAGUUUUUGGUCUACAACAAACAGAUAAGCAAUUGGAAAGAAAUAAGACCCAACCCAGCCCUUCGACUGGAACGGAGAUGUGAAUGUUAUUUGACUGUAAACUUUGUGCCAUUACCUGCUUACCAAAUCAUGGAAUCGUUUCAGGAUGAUGUCGCUAAGCGUGUUUUUUUGCGGUUUAGACCAGGCAAGUUUAGUAAAGUCUUGAGGACAGGGUAUGGCAGGAUAAGGUAGAGUAGGGUAAGUAGGGUGGGGUAGAGGGUGGGGUAGGGGAGGGUUGGGUAAGAUAGGGUAGGGUAGGGUAAGAUAGAAUAGGGUAGGGUAGGGUAGGGUAGGGUAGGGUAGGGUAGGGUAGGGUAAGGUAGGGUAGGGUAGGGUAGUGCCCGACUGACAAAAAAACGCAUAAUGAAAGCGAUGAUAGUUUAUUAAUGACUAUAAAUCCUGUUUUAGAUGGAGUCGAAGUAAAAACUUUUAAUGCCGAAGUAGAGUUUAUACCCGAAAAACAUAACAAUUACCAAUUCAUACAGAAAGACAAUCACCACAUUGCGCAGUUGAUAAAACCGCAGUAUACAAUGAAUAAAGAAGAAAUGAUUAAUGUGAUAGCUUGGUUCAAUCAGCAGUACAAUUUAAAUCCAAGUGUUCCAUUACUAGAUGCCGAAACUGGAGCCGUCAAACACCGGUCCGACUUUUUUUCGGAGCAAAUAGACUUGUGGGUCGAAUAUUUUUAA